AUGGCAAAAGCUCGGUUAGCUUCGCUUAUUUCGCCAACUUCGCUAACUUCGCGUAUCGCUGCAAGCGACAUCGAAGUCGUUCGUGCUGCCGUCAAGUACAAACUGCCGAGGGUCGUUCGCGAGAUGCGGCCGUUCUGGAACGGCCACAUUGUCAAGAGCCCACUUGACCUCUACUUCAGCGCCAUAAAGUGGGGUUUGCUAAGCGAAGCAGAAGCCUGUGCUUACGAGCUCGUCAAGGCCCAUGGCAAGGUUGCUUCCGUCGCUCAACUGUACGUCGCUCAAAUGGAAGAGGCGACCACCGAGGAGUAUCACAAUCUCCUUAUCUAUGCAGCUCGAUGUUUCGAAGCCGCGAUUGACGACACUUUAUGGCCCGAGUCGGUCGACCUGCAAAACCCUCCGUCGUGGCUAAAGAAAGAAGUGGUUUCCUCCCUUCGAGAUAUGGCUGUCCGCAACAAGCGCACCCUUGACUCGGUCGCUUCCCAAACUCCUGGCGGACUCUUGUUCCUGGGCACCGCGAUCACUGCCACCACCAGCUCCAGCCUCUCGAGGAAGUCCUACGAGCCUCCACCAGUAGAAAACAGGAUCGGUUGGAGUUUGGCGUUCCUAGAUCAGUUGAGUUAA
Epithele typhae is the source of this 621-nucleotide messenger RNA. RefSeq lists its product as uncharacterized. NCBI's taxonomy places the organism in Eukaryota, Fungi, Basidiomycota, Agaricomycetes, Polyporales, Epitheliaceae. The record is from RefSeq and is a predicted model, not a curated record. The transcript is spliced from 4 exons. Bases 1 to 621 code for a protein of 206 amino acids.